AUGAAUCCGCACCUUCGCCUCUUCCUCCUCCUCCUGGCCGCAGCCGCUCUAUGCCAGGGUGCGCCGCUGGCCGGCGAGCUGCGCUGCCGCUGCGUGCGGACCGUGUCCCAGGUGAUCCCGCCGCGGCGCCUGGCCCGCCUGGAGUUCCUCGCCGAGGGGCCGCACUGCGCCGUGCCAGAGGUCAUAGCCACCACGAAGCAGGGACAGAUGAUCUGCCUGGACCCCGUCGCGCCUUGGGUCAAGAUCCUGGUCACCAGGAUCCACCGCAGUUCACCCAACAAGCUCUGA
Pyrgilauda ruficollis (rufous-necked snowfinch) is the source of this 288-nucleotide messenger RNA. Its product is annotated as interleukin-8-like. Bases 1 to 288 code for a protein of 95 amino acids. The record is from RefSeq and is a predicted model, not a curated record. Gene Ontology annotation, molecular function: CXCR chemokine receptor binding; chemokine activity. Lineage: Eukaryota; Metazoa; Chordata; Aves; Passeriformes; Passeridae. Gene Ontology annotation, biological process: antimicrobial humoral immune response mediated by antimicrobial peptide; inflammatory response; chemokine-mediated signaling pathway. The transcript has 4 exons. Gene Ontology annotation, cellular component: extracellular region.